UGGUUAAGCAAAUUCAAUAUGGAGUGAAAUUGAAUGACUGCUGGAGUAGGUUAUGAGGGGGUCACAGUACUAUAAUAUUACCUAGAUGCAAGUGUCGGGUAAAUUUAUGUACGUAAAGUUAAUAUGGUUAAAAUGUCACCUUCACAUCUUUAUUUGAAAAAGAAAGAUUAAAAAGCUUGUAAUACUUGGGUGUGGUUUUCUAGUUUUUAUGGAUAUUUAUUUACAACGAUAUUAUUGGGGGCACUAUCUAAAUUUAAGGCAAAUGCAUUAGCCCCGGCAAGUAGAUUGUAAACAUGAAAUAAAAGCAAGCGUUUAUUUUUAUUAACUGUAGGAAUAAUACCUCGUAGUUUUGUUUUGUGUAAAGGACAGCGGUUGGCUAAAUAAGGAAAAAUAGGAAGGAAAAAAAUGGAAAUCUGAGACAAGAUUUAUUUAUUACAUUGUUAAAACUAUUGAAAGCAGUUGAAAUUCACACUACACAGUGUUUAAAUCUACAGUAUUGUCACACGACAUCAAAAUAUAUUCUCAGAUAUUUUGUUGUAAGGGUGAAUAAAUUAAACAGGAUGUUUUGAAAGGAAAAAUAGUUUACGUUUAAAGUAUAAUGAAAAGGACCUUGUGUGAAUAGCUUGUAAGUUUUGAUUUGUGCAUAAUUUUUAGUUGUAUAAACAAACAUGGAUGAGAACACAGUGGAGCAAACAGGGGAGGAAAUAGUGCAUAAAAGCUUAUGUAGUAACAGUCAAGGUAAAUCUUUUGAUGAUUCGAUCAAUAGUAAUAGCCCACAACAAUAUAGUAUUAACAAUGCAUAUAUUACACAUGACCUGUGUAUUCAAGGUGUCGGUCAUAUACAUUUAGAUGAUCAGAAAAACCAGUUAAAUCUACAUGAUUUACAUUUGUCAGGAUCUAGUGAACAAAAUGAUUAUAGAGUAAACAAGCCAGAGGCUGAGUGUAUCAUUGAUACUGUGGAAAAUGAUUUAUGUAUAAGUGAAGGGACUACUACUGUUUCCAGUGUGAAAAGGUCAAACUUGGACAUUGAUUGUGUCAACAAUUUCAACAAUAAAGGAGACAUACUGAAAGAAGAGGAAAGCUCUAAUGAACUUGAUAUGGCAGAUGUAGAAAAGUAUACACUUAAAAAUGGUGGGGAUGGGGAAGAAGUGUUUGUUGAGAAAGAUGGUAAAGGUUUUUACCUUGAUGAUAAGCCGUCAAGAAAUUCUUGUGAAUCAGAAGAGAUAGCAGCAAAAGCUAGGAAAAUAGAUACUGAUUCUGAUCCAAGAUCAGGGAAUUUUGAUCCACCUCAGGACAUAUUGAAUUUCAAAGAAGUUCCAUUAAAUGUUGCCACCCAGCGCACCCAAAGUACAGGCUCAGAUAUGAGUAAUCUGAGUGACACGGCUAGUAUUGACGAUGAUGGCUUCAUGGUCGGACAGUCACAGGACCCAUGUGAAUGUGACGAGUGUUUGUUAGACGCAGAUCCAGACGCCAAACCAAAACCUCCGCCACCAUUUAAAAAGCAGAGUUCAUGGAAGAAGAUUCGUAAUAUAGUUCAUUGGUCGCCAUUCAUUCAGCAGUUCAAACGUAGAAAGUAUCCAUGGAUACAGCUUGCUGGACAUCAAGGAAAUUUCCAAGCGGGAGAUCCUGGAGCUAUAUUGAAGAAGUUUGACAAGAAGGAGCAUCGUUCAUUUAAUAUAUUGAUGAAAGAUGUACUUGGACCUUAUGUACCGGAAUAUAGAGGAGAAGUAGAGAAAGAUGGAGAAUGUUAUGUACAGCAACAAGAUUUACUGUGUGAGUUUGAGGCACCAUGUGUGAUGGACAUCAAAAUGGGUUGUCGGACAUACCUGGAGGAAGAAUUAUCUAAAGCAAGAGAAAAACCAACUCUGAGAAAGGACAUGUAUCAGAAGAUGGUAGAUGUUGACCCGACUGCACCAACAGCAGAAGAACAUAAUCAGAAAGGCAUUACAAAACCUCGAUACAUGCAGUGGCGAGAUGAUAUGAGCUCCACUACUGAAUUAGGCUUCAGAAUCGAGGGCAUAAGGAAAAGUGAUGGUGCACAGGUGAAGAAUUUUAAAACAACGAAAGAUAAGACCAGUGUUAAACAGUGCCUUAAACAAUUUGUAGAGGAAAAUCCAACCAUUAUUAAUAAGUACCUGAAAAGAUUAAAAGCUAUUAAAGCAACCCAAGAAGUAUCACCGUUCUUCAAUUCUCAUGAGAUAAUUGGCAGCUCUUUGUUAUUUGUUCAUGAUAGAACUGGACAAGCCAAAAUAUGGAUGAUAGACUUUGGUAAGACGGUUCCCCUUCCAGAAUCAGUGAAAGUUACCCAUAAAGACCGCUGGAUAGAGGGGAACCACGAAGAUGGCUACUUGAUUGGAAUUGAAAGUCUCAUUGUUAUUUUUGAAGAACUAAAUUCUGAGUUUAGAGGCUCCAGUUCAGAUACAGAACUUGUUGUGGAAACAGAAAACACAAAAAGUGACAAUAUAACAGUUGUAGCAGAAACUAGACAUACCUCAGUAGGAAGUAAUGAUAUCCAACUUGAUUCAUCCAAAAGUGAAAAGAAUGAAUCAAUAGUGUAGCUCAGUUUAUAUCAAAUGAGGUGCUUGAUUAAUUUCUGAGUCAUAUUUAUGUCGGAAGUAUUAUUUUUGUCAAGUUUUUUUUAUGUAUUAAUAUGUUUGUGUUACUUUUUUCAUUUCAAUGUUAAGAAACUACAUUUUCUUUGUGUCAAUAUUAUAGAAGAAAAAAAAUUUGCAUUUUGAGUUGUUUCCCUUUGAAACAUAAAAAAGAAUGUUUUUUUAGGUUGAUAAGAGUAUCUUCCCUUACUGUCUGAAGCAAGUGAACUGAAUCUUCCUAUGAAUAGAUAUUUGAUAUGAAAGCUUUAUCCAUUGAAUAUGCAUCAAAUAUGGGUAGAUCUGUACAGAUAGUCUAACAUUAACUUAAUGUCACUCACUUAUUGAUUGAAAUCUAGCUUUAGAUGAAGUUUUUAUGAAUUUUGAUCAUGUGACUUGUUGAUCUGAUUACUACUAGUUUAUUAAAAGUAUUUUUUUUGUCCUUUUUCCUUUUUCAUAAGCAAUCUGCUCCACUUGGUCUGACAAGUGCAAUUAAAAGAUUUUCAUUUCAUUUGUGUGUACAUAUAUAAAUGUCUUCAUCCUAUGAGUUAAAACUUAACUUAUGACAAUUUGUUUAGCUGAUAAUCAUGCAGUUCAAGAUUUAUAGUUGAAUUUAACAAUGACCUUUUUAAAUAACGGAUAGUUUUAGUUGACCAGUGUGUAAUUUUUGCACAACACCCUAGGAUGAUUUAGAGACUUGUAUCAUAGCUUCUUACAGUUAAAUUUAUAUUGAAUAUAUUCAUGAAUAUUCAGGUUAUAUCUAAUUUUAUAUUCUAGUGACCUUUAUUACCAAAGGUCAUUUUGAACUAUACCUAUAGUUUUCAAAGUUUCUGUACAAAUAAUGGCAGGCAUUGUUAUACCACAAUUCCUUCUCAGAAUGAGAGUGACACAAAAUAUUUUCAGUGCUUUUGGGGUAAAUAAAGGGAUUUACGACAAACAGGCAAGCACGUUAUUAGAUUGUGUCGAAGAAAAUGGCAUUAUUUUGUUCUUUCUUUAGGACCUUGUCGAUGAAUCUGGUGUUUAUGUAAAUUUCUAUCUCGAGGAAUAUUUGUCUCACUUUUGGACAGAAAGUAGGACAGGUAAGAACAUUAGGCCAUCCCAUGUCUGUGUAUUGAAUUAUGUUAACAUAUUUGUGUAUAAGAUUAUAGUGUUAACAUACUUUAAUACACACUGUUAUGGAAACGUAUGUGUUUUUUCUGUUGUCAUUUUAUAAUGUACAUGUGCUAACAGUUUUAUUGUGACAUGUUUUGGUAACUUACAUGUGUACAGUUUUUAUCAUUUUGUGUAUUUUGGUCAUUUCAUGCUGGCAUAUUUGUGUGUUUAAAGUACUAUCAAAUUUGGCGUACAUAUGUGUAAAUUUAUUAUCAAAAUUUGUCUUUUUCCAGACAAUAUAUAUGUGCAAUUGACACUGUAUAUGAAAAUACACAAAUAUGUACCAUUAAUGAUUAACUUGUACUUGUAUAUAAGUUUUCAAAUACUGGGGGUAAAAAAACCCAAAUAAUUCCAAACUGUUCGUUUGACAAAUCAUGGUAUCAUCCCUACAUGGUGCUGUUUAUUGACAUACACUGUUUAUUGCAACAUUUUUAUUUACCGGAAGAUCAUAUUUCCAUGAAUAAAUAUAUUUAUAUAUAUAUGUACAUGUAGCUCUGAGUAUGACAACUAUUUAAAUAUAUAUGUUUUAUGUAAAACAAUUUGAUAUACUGUUUUUCUUAAGGAGACGCAAAAAUGGAAAAGUUUUAAAAUUUUGCUUCUCGUAUAGAUUCUAUAUAAGUUUUUUUUGUGAAGAAGUAUACAUUUUUUUUAUAGAAACUAAAUAGUACUGAUUUAUUUUUUUAUUGCAUUUCAAUAGUUUCAUGUUUUAUGUAACAAAUUCAUUUUUUUCCCAUUUAUUUGUAUUUUGAAUUUAUUAUUAUUUUUGACUUGACCUUCAGUUGUGUUGUGACUGUACUAAUUCUGAAUUCUCUUCCUCUCACAUAUUUAAUGCAAUAAAACAUCCCAAAAUAAACUGGCAAUUGAAAAUUUUAAAAGGAGAUUAAGUUAGGCUAGUAACUUUAGGCUCAGUUGUUCACAAUUUUGUUUUGAGUUUUGGCAAUAUUUAAUGCAGCUUGAUUACAGAAAGAAAUGAAAAUAUUUAAACAUUUACAAAUUUUUUACUUGGUAUAUUAGCUUAUUUAGUAUCUCUGCCUCUUAUAACCCUUAUCCUGUCUAAUGAACUCAUCCUUACUUGAAUUUGGAACUAUCCAUUACAAGUGCAAGGGAUUUAGAUAUUUAGUAUCAAAACUUAGUUAUAUAGAGUGUGAUGAGACAGCACAGGCUUUCAGAUUGGCCUGGCUUUAUACUGGUGGUAUAAGAUCUGUAAUUUUUGCUACUGACCAUAAUUAUAUAACUGCUUUAACCCUUAAACCUGCUAUUGGCAACUGAUUCUGCCCAUACAAUCAGUGCCUACCAUGAUCUGGAGACACAACAAUACUGUCUGAUCAUGGUUUGCACUGUUUGCUGUUCAUUCAGUACAAAUUUCGAAAUUUUCCCUAAAAAAUGAUAAUGGUUUGGUCCAGAUUUAAAGAUGGACAAGUCCAUAUAAGAUGUUUAGGGUGAUAAGGGUUAAGAUGAGCAAAUCUUGCAUUUAAGUAUUUUUCAUCUCCAGAGUUCAUUUUAUCAUUGUGUAAUAUAGUUUAGGACUAGUUUCAAAAGAAAACAUUCACUUUUUUUGUCAUUUUAAAAAUUAAUGUCACACUUUUGAAACUAUUUGUUCUUGGGACCAUAUUUCGACAUGCCCGUACUAAUAAAGGUUUUUUUUCGAGUCAGAGGCCACUCUGGAUACCAUUUUGCCUUCAGAAAGUAUUGAAAUCAUUCCAGUAAGACAGAUUUAGAUACAUAUAUAUUUACAGAACAAACUGCUGCUUAUCAAAUUCCAAAUACUGUUUAUAUCUCAAUCAGCAUUUCUUAUAAAUAUUCCAUUUUUUUAUGUCAUAAAUAUGUCUUUUUUUGUACUGAUAAGUGUAUGGCUUUGUUUAUAACCUUUUGAACUUUGACCUUUUACAAGGUUGAAUUAUUUCUGUAACCUUUGACCUUUUACAAGGUAAUAGUAUCUCUGUAUGUUUUAUGCUGAAUAAUCAUCUUUGUUAUACCUUUAUUGCAUUUUCUUGUAAAUGUUACUUAUAAAUUUGAUUGCUAUUUUAUUGUUAAUAUAUCAAAAAUUACCAAAAAAUAAAUUUUUGAUUACUAUGAAAA
Molecule: messenger RNA, 5819 nt
Organism: Ruditapes philippinarum (Manila clam)
Lineage: Eukaryota; Metazoa; Mollusca; Bivalvia; Venerida; Veneridae
Product: inositol-trisphosphate 3-kinase A-like
Exons: 8
Coding region: 669-2558 (629 amino acids)
Biological process (GO): inositol phosphate biosynthetic process
Cellular component (GO): cytoplasm; nucleus
Molecular function (GO): inositol-1,4,5-trisphosphate 3-kinase activity; inositol tetrakisphosphate kinase activity
Source: RefSeq, a predicted model, not a curated record